Sardina pilchardus (European sardine) is the source of this 976-nucleotide messenger RNA. RefSeq lists its product as uncharacterized. Bases 80 to 976 code for a protein of 298 amino acids. The record is from RefSeq and is a predicted model, not a curated record. Lineage: Eukaryota; Metazoa; Chordata; Actinopteri; Clupeiformes; Clupeidae. The transcript has 11 exons.
UUGCAGUAUUGAUGGAGCACUUGAAGAUGGAUCAUUUGGACGACUGGUAAACGAUGAGCACAAGUCACCAAAUUGCAGAAUGAAGUUGAUUGAAGCAGGAGGGAAGCCACAUAUGUGCCUUUUUGCACUGAAGGAAAUUGUGUCCGGAACUGAAAUCACCUAUGACUAUGGUGGGAAGGAAUGGCCCUGGCGCAAAAAGGUUCCCCUUACUGUUACAAGCACUGCUGCUCAAGAGUCUAUUAAAGACAGUUUCCAAGACCAAAUCAUGUCAUCCACAGUCUUUAUUGAAGAGACCAGAGAGAGACCAGAAGUCCAGUCCUGCAAUAUGACACCAGGCAGUUCAGCUUGUGAGACACAGCUCAGUGGUGCAAGCUUCCCUUCUGGCCAACACUCCAUUGCAGAGCUUGGUGACGAUGCCCAUGACUUGGAAGCCAAUGUUUUCUCUUCAGACUUAUACAGAGAUGCAGAAUUGAGAGCAGAGUGUCAGUCAUUUAUUCCCACACCAGACAGCCCUGCACAUGAGGUGCACUGUGUCAGGGGCCAGUGUAGCACUUCGACUGCAAAAGAGGGGAUUGGAGAAGUUAGUGUCCAGCCGCAGGAGGUGUCACCCCCUGUGUUCUCAACAGACUUUGCCAGUGAGACCAAAUCGAUAUUGGAAUGCCAAUCAUCCAGAUCCACACCAAACGACUCUGCAUGUGAGUGUACAAUUCAUCAGCUGGUUUUUGAAAUGGUGAGAAUUGACGAAUGCUGGAUAUGUCAUUCACCUUUGACAUCUAUCAGAUGGUGCGGUCUAAGAUGCAAACAAUGCUGUGGUGUGUGGCAUAGAAACUGCCUCCAGAAAUCCUCAGAAGACUGGGAUAUAGAUGAUGAUGUAACAUCAGCAUCUGAUGAUGAGUACAUCCCAGAGUCUGUAUCGGAUUCAGAAAGCUCAGGGACAGAGUUGAGUGUUGAGUUGCCUGAACCAUCCAAAGCUUGA